AUGGAACCCACGGCCCUGCGAGAAAGAGAUAAAUCCAUAGAAAGAGCCCAGCAGGCAAUGAAAACUGCUCUGAAGAAGAAGUUUGAAUGCAUAUUUGACGGUUUAGCAAAGCAGGGCAACCCAACCCUCCUCAAUGAGAUCUAUACAGAGCUCUACAUCACAGAGGGGGGAAGUGGGGGGAUCAAUGAUGAACACGAGAUCAGACAGAUUGAGACAGCAUCCAAGAGACAAACCACACAGGAGACUGCAAUUCUCUGCAAUGACAUCUUUAAGCCUUUACCUGGACAAGAGAAACCCAUCAGAACUGUGCUUACAAAGGGCAUCGCUGGCAUUGGGAAAACCGUCUCUGUGCAGAAGUUCAUUCUGGACUGGGCAAAUGGAAAAGCCAAUCAGGACAUUGGUUUCAUCUUCACUCUUCCUUUCCGAGAUCUGAAUCUGAAAAAGGAGAGAGAAUUUAGUCUCAUGAAACUGCUGCAGCAAUACUUUCCGCAACUGAAAGAGAUCAAAAGUUUUGAAGAUGAAGUCAAAAUUGUGUUCAUCUUUGAUGGUCUGGAUGAGUGUCGACUUCCUCUAGAUUUCCAAAGCAAUAAGAUCUGCCGUGAUAUAACAGAGUCAUCAUCAGUGGAUGUGCUGCUGACCAACCUCAUUCUGGGGAAUCUGCUUCCCUCUGCUCUCCUCUGGAUCACCUCCCGACCAGCAGCAGCCAAUCAGGUCCCUCCUGAGUGCGUCCACCAGGUGACAGAGGUACGAGGGUUCAAGGAUCCACAGAAGGAGGAAUACUUUAGGAAGAGAAUCAGAGAUGAGAUAAAGGCCAGCAGAAUUAUCUCACACGUAAAGUCAUCCAGGAGUCUGCACAUCAUGUGUCACAUACCAGUCUUCUGCUGGAUUUCUGCUACUGUUCUGGAGACAAUGUUGGAUAAAGUGAGUGGAGACCUGCCCAAAACUCUGACUGAAAUGUACACACACUUCCUGCUCAUUCAGACUAAUGUGAAGAAUGAGAAGUAUCAUGGCACCAAUGAGACAACCCCAAAGAAAAUGUCAGCAUCAAAUACAGAAAUCAUCCUGAAACUGGGGCAGCUGGCUUUACUACAGCUGGAAAGGGGCAAUCUGAUAUUCUAUGAAGAGGACCUGAGAGAGAUGGGCAUUGAUGUCAGUGAAGCUUCAGUGUACUCUGGGGUGUGCACAGAGAUCUUUAAAGAGGAGUGUGGGUUGGGUGAGGAGAAGGUUUACUGCUUUGUGCAUCUGAGCAUUCAGGAGUAUCUGGCUGCCUUGUUUGUGUUUCAUUCAUGUGUGAAUGAGAACAGAAAUGUGCUCAGAGCAGAACAAUCAAAACCUCGCAGACGCAGAGUCAGAGUGCAGCUGUCUGAGUUACACACGACUGCAGUGGAUCAGGCCUUACAGAGUAAGAAUGGACACCUGGACCUUUUCCUCAGAUUCCUUCUAGGCCUCUCUCUGGACUCCAUUCAGACUCUAUUAGGAGGAAUACUGACACAGACAGGAAGCAGAUCACCUAGCAUUGAGAAAACAGUAUUGUACUUAAGGGAGUGGAUCAAAAAAGAAUCUUCAGCAGAGAGGACCAUAAAUCUGUUCCACUGCCUCAAUGAACUGAAUGACAACUCUCUAGUGGAGGAAAUCAAGAAUUUCCAGAGAUCAGGAAAACUCUCUAAUGAAAAGCUGGAACCACACCAAUGUUCAGCCCUGGCCUUUAUGUUACUGAUGUCAGAGGAGAUCCUAGAUGAGUUUGACUUGAAGACCUACAACACAUCAGCAGCAGGUUAUGAGAGACUGCUACCAGUACUCAGGAACUGCAGGAAGGCCAUACUGAACAGGUGUGACCUCACAGGGAAGUCUUGUGAAAUUGUGGCCUCUGCUCUUCAGUCAUCAAACUCACCCCUGAGAGAUCUGGACCUCAGCUACAAUAACCUGGGAGAUUCAGGAGUGGAGCUGCUCUGUGCUGCACUGAUGAGUCCAAACUGUAAACUACAGACACUGGGGCUGGGUUGGUGUAAUCUCACAGAUGGCUGCUGUGAUGUUCUGGCCUCAGUCCUGCGUUCUCCUCACUCAGAGCUGAGAGAUCUGGAGCUCAGAGACAAUGAGCUGCAGGAUUCA
This is a messenger RNA of Anguilla anguilla (European eel), 2109 nucleotides long. RefSeq names its product protein NLRC3-like. The record is from RefSeq and is a predicted model, not a curated record. The transcript has 5 exons. The annotation marks the transcript as partial. Gene Ontology annotation, molecular function: protein binding. NCBI's taxonomy places the organism in Eukaryota, Metazoa, Chordata, Actinopteri, Anguilliformes, Anguillidae.